AUGCCAGGACCCAAACUCGCCGCCUCCCUCCUCACUCCAAACGAGGCAGAGCAAUACAUGCGUAUUCGACACGCCGCCUUUGCGCACGACGUCAACAAAAUCUUUUAUUUCCAUCAGCACGAACCCUCCCAGGCCACCCUCGAGAGCGUCACGCAGAGCAUCCGCGACGGCAUCGCCAAAGGUAUUCUCUACCUCAAGUGCGUUGAUACCAGCAACGGCGAGAUCAUAGCUGGCGCCCGCUGGCGCUACAUCCGACCUCAUGACCCCAACGCCACGUCUCGUACCUGGGAUGAAGUCAAUGCCGAGCUGGCUAUCCCGGAAAUGUAUACCGAGAGUCAUCCGGAUGUCUGGCGCGCGUUCUAUGAGCUGUUCAACCAGAGUAAGAGGAAGCAUAUGGGAACGAGGCCGUACUGGGUGCUUGACACGCUGGUGACGCAUCCGGACCAUCACAGGAGGGGUGCUGGAGGCUUGCUACUCCGAUGGGGAUGUGACAAGGCAGACGAGGCGGGCAUGGAAACGUAUCUGGAGGCUAGUGAAAUGGGGGAGCCAUUGUACAAGAAGUACGGAUUCGAGCCAGUGGAGAGCAUAGCGCUCGAUUUGAGGAACUGGGGUGGUCCGGAGGAGAUUCGGUGGACGCUGAUGAUAAGACCUGCCAAAGCUUGAGUGGGUGCAUAGCAAACUCUAGGUCUUGAAACAAAAAUUCAAUGGACAUGUAGAAAAUAGAACCUGGAGGACGUCAGACGCCACAGAC
Paraphaeosphaeria sporulosa is the source of this 751-nucleotide messenger RNA. Its product is annotated as acyl-CoA N-acyltransferase. The transcript is spliced from 2 exons. Lineage: Eukaryota; Fungi; Ascomycota; Dothideomycetes; Pleosporales; Didymosphaeriaceae. Gene Ontology annotation, molecular function: acyltransferase activity, transferring groups other than amino-acyl groups. The coding region runs from base 1 to 663 and encodes 220 amino acids. The record is from RefSeq and is a predicted model, not a curated record.